Molecule: messenger RNA, 2815 nt
Organism: Camelus dromedarius (Arabian camel)
Lineage: Eukaryota; Metazoa; Chordata; Mammalia; Artiodactyla; Camelidae
Product: vomeronasal type-1 receptor 2-like
Exons: 1
Coding region: 641-1558 (305 amino acids)
Biological process (GO): G protein-coupled receptor signaling pathway
Cellular component (GO): membrane
Molecular function (GO): pheromone receptor activity
Source: RefSeq, a predicted model, not a curated record
GUUGGUGCAUCUACUUUUUAUGAAUAUCUCUAAAGCUUUCUUCAGUGUUUAUAUUUGCCUGUAGAAUAAGUCUUCAUAAAUAACUGGAAUCUUGUCACAACCUAAAUUUUAAAAUAGAAGACCACAACCUAAAUUGAAAUGGCAAGGUGCAAAAGUAAAACUAAAUCUAGAUCUGGUUUAUCUAAACCAGAACUGAGGUAGCUAGCACUUUAGUACAUUCUGGAUUAAAUGCACUAUCAUCAUUAGCAGCUGAGAGAUGUUCGGAUCCCCACUAACCAACUUCCCUUAACAGUGAGUGAAUUUACACGAAACACUCAACCUCUCCGUGCCUCUGUUGUCUUCAUCUUUGUAAGGAAUCUAGUAGUGUCUACUUCAUGAAUUUGUGAGGAAGAAAGAAGUUACAGCAUGCAUGCGUUCACAGCAGUGAUUCAUCCAUUGCCAAGAACAUUCAUGCAGUGGUUGUACAUUCAACCCUUGGAUGCAUUGACGUGACUGGGAAAUGUUAAGUAAGUGAUUCAAAGUAGGAACUAUUGAUGAUGGGAGAAUAUUGGAUUUCAGCUGACAGGAUACAUGUGAUCCACGCCUCCCACUCAGGAUCCUCUAGCUCAGAAGACAACUCUAAACAUUGAGACCUGACAAGAUGGAUGCCAGUGAUUUGGCAAUAAGGUCAAGCUUCUUAUUAGUGACUAUAAUCGGACUCUUUGGGAAUUUUUCUCUUCUUUACCAUUAUGUCUUCCUUUUUUGCACUGGCUAUAAGUUGAGGACUGUAGAUUUGAUUGUCAACAACCUCCUUGUAGGCAACAUCUUGGUUCUUUUCUCUAGUGGAUUCCACUAUACAGUGACAAAUUUUGCGUGGCAUGUCAACAGUGAAUUUCAAUGCAAAUUUUCCCCUUAUGUCCGUGUAGUAGGCAGGGGAGUGUCCAUUGGCACCACCUGCCUGUUGAGUGUCUUCCAGGUCAUCACGAUCAGUCCCAGGAACUCUAGGUGCAUAGAGCUUAAAGUGAAGGCUCCCAAGUUGGUCGUUGCUUCAAUUAUUCUGUGCUGGAUCAUGAACAUGUUGAUCAAUGUCAUUUAUCCUGUGUAUAUGACUGGAAACUUGAACACAAGCAUCACAAACAGAAAAAAUUUUGGAUACUGUUCUGCUGUUUGUCAUGACCAAACCAUAGACUCAUUAUUUAUAGCAUUGAUAUCCUUCCCUGAUAUCUUAAGUUUUGUCCUCAUGGUGAUAGCCAGUGGCUGCACAGUUUUCAUCCUGUACAGGCACAAGAAGAGGGUCCAAAACAUCCAUAGGAUCAAUGUCUCCUCCACAUCCUCCCCUGAGACCAGAGCCACCAAAACCAUCCUUCUCCUGGUGAGCACCUUUAUCUUCUUUAACAUCUUUUCCCUCAUUAGUAAUAUUCUUUUCAUUUUUUUUAACAGUCUUAAUUUGUUCUUUUUAAAAACUUCUGAAAUAAUCGUUGCAUGUUUCCCAGCUAUCAGCCCGUUUCUGCUCAUCAUUUGUGACUCCAGGAUAUCCAGGCUCUGCUUUGUCCAGAUAAGGUGUACCAGAAUCCCCUAACUUUAUGAGAAAGAUAUAAAUUGUACAAACAUGCACUAUACAUGUUUGGUAAUUGAUUCAGUUCACUGAGUCGUAAGUAGAAUUAUGAGUGGCUUACUACACAAUGGUAAACAGAAUACACAGAGAUUCUUCAAAGUAAGGCAAGUUAUAAUAGUAAUUAUAAUGAAAUUUUAUAUAAGUUACCAUAUUUCUCAUGUAAUACUAAUGUAAUGGCCUUUUUUACUAGUGCUUGCAGUGAAGGAAUUUAGAAUUUAUGCAAUAAUCAACAUAAUCAACACACGGUCCUGAAACAAUCUGGAUGUUAUGGAGACAUGAGUAUGUAACUGAAUUCUGUCACAGUAAAUUUCCCAGAAAUGAGUAGGCAUGGAAUGUUAAGAAAAGGUGUGUUAAAAUGGAACAGCCUAUGUCAGAUCAUUGUGGAACUUAAGACCAUGGUGCUGAAGGAAAAAUCCAGUCAUCAGGAAAGCUUUUGGGAGUCAGUGUUGAGCCUGGUAACGAUCUAUCCUUAGAGAGGCUCCAGUGAUGUUUCUUUUGGGAUGUUAUGUUGUGUGGGAGAUGAGCAUGUUUAAACAUUUUCAGGUAGAAAUGAAGAAACUGAACUGAAUUCGGCAAAGAAGAGCAUAAAAUUACAUUUUUAGCAUAUUUUUCAAAAAUAUCCAGUGAUUAUGACAAUUGCAAAAGUUGUGAAUGGCAUGGAAUGGCAUCUGCAGAAGGCAGAUUUUUCUCUCUUUUGUGAAGAUGACUUGGGCAUAUUGUUACAAAACUGGUUUUGAGGUGCACGGUCAUGUCUCCAGUUCAUUGAAAUUCUUUUGUGAUGGAGCGUCCAUUAAACUUGGAGCACUGCAGAAAGAGCCACAUGGAAAGGAAACAUGAAUCCAUUCUUAAGAUCCCGGGGCAGUGUGGCUUCUUGAUUUUCAAGGAGCAGAGUGAACAUUGCCUCAAAUCUAGGAGAGAAUUUUAUAUGGUUUUUCUCUAUGUUUACAUCCCGAAGCCAAAGCAAAGGAUUGUGAAAUCAAUAGCUGAAAGAGAAAACUUUAUUUUGACCCAAAGGAUAUUUAGAUUGAAGUUUGUAAACCAAAGAGAAACCAAUAUUGUUUACUCACGUGAGGUACUUAAAUAUUUACCACUAAUGAGGUCACAAAGCAAGAAAAAGAAGUUAUAGACACACAUACCUGCAAAUAUGUAUGUAUGUCUCUUGGUGAUCUUGUGUAUAUAUGUAUAUAUAUUCACAUAUACAUAAAAAAUCAGUCAUGUUUA